AUGCACUCAUCCUCUGCUUCCCUCAUGAAACAAAACUACUGCAAGAUUCAGUUCAGGCCAAAGCUCUCUUAUACAGAUAUUUUCUCUGUUCUUUAUGCCUAUAUAAAACGGAACCAGAUGUCGACAAUCAUCAUGAGAGUCGACCUUGACUGCGACCGAUGCUACAAGAAGAUCAGAAAGGUCCUCUGCAAGCUCCAAGACAGAGAAAACAUCAAGAUGAUCUCGUACGACGAGAAGAGCAACACGGUGACGGUGUCCGGCUCGUUCGACGCCGAGGAGGUCGCCGACAGGCUCUGCUCCGAUGCUGGCAAGGUCAUCACCGACGUACAAGUCGCCAGAGGGAACCAGAUGAAGCCCGGCGCCAAGGUGGCGCCCAAGCAGCACGGCAAGGAGGGCCACGGCUACGGCGACGGCCCCGGCCCCCAAGCGCACGGUCACGGCGGCAAGCCGGAGAAGACCAAGCACGUCAAGUUCGGCAUGGACGACGACGGACGAAUCGAUCGGCACGGCCCUGGCCCGCAAGCGCACGGUCACGGCGGCAAGCCGGAGAAGACCAAGCACGUCCAGUUCGGCAUGGAGGACGACGAACGAAUCGAUCGGCGCGGCCACCACGACCAAGGCCACGGACAUGGACACGGCAACGGCCACGGCGGCAAGCCGAAGGUGGUAACUACCACGGCGAUGUCACGGAAUGAGGCCCCGCGCGCCCAGCAGCCGGCGUCCAUGACGGCCAUGGCGCCGAUGCGGAUGCCGACGCCGGCGCCUAGCAUGACGAUGAUGCCGCAGGCGAUGGCCACGCCGUCCAUCUGGCCGGCCGCCCCUGGGUGGGGGUACAGCGCACCCGCAUACGGACACGGGUACGCCGGAGGGGCACCUGCCGGCGGGUACUACGGCGGGCCCGUGUAUGACCACGGCGCGUACGGGGCGUACGUCGGAGGGUACGGCAGGAAUCCGUACCAGCCGCAGUGCUACGAGGAGGAGCCUAGUGCUGGGUGCAGCGUCAUGUGA
Triticum turgidum subsp. durum (durum wheat) is the source of this 1008-nucleotide messenger RNA. Lineage: Eukaryota; Viridiplantae; Streptophyta; Magnoliopsida; Poales; Poaceae. The record is from the annotation of a GenBank genome assembly.